AUGGAGUCUCAGGACGACUCCGACAGGUUGUGGGAAAGCCGCAGACCACGGCUACACCUCUCGAGUCUAGGAGUGAGAUAUCAUCGUACAGUCGUUGUACGUCUCACGCUCAGCGUAGAGAAAAGCCGGCUAGAGUUUCCGUUUGGGGGCGAUGCCGGCGAGUUUCAAGAUGCAGAGACGGACAGGUGCUUCUUCUUGGUUCAGUAUCUGCUCGACAUAGGUGGCAUUGCCUGGGAAAACCUUAUCCACGCUGGCUGCAAUGACAUCCCCGCAAACCUUGCAAGCAGUGCCGCCCAUCCCUUCGCUUGCGGAGUCGAGCGGGUCGUCUGGAUGGCCUUUCUGGUCAUGGCCACUCUUGUAGAAGGCUACUUCCUCUUCAUUCUUCAGAGCUACUGUCAGGACGUGGUCGUACACUUGCCCACCAAGGCGUUUGGUGACCUGUACGAAAAAUCAGAGGCUCACAUCCUCAAGAAGCACUUGAACCCCUACAACCAUCUCUACGGUGCCUUGCCAGGUCAAGGCGAGCUGGCAGGUGAAGCCGUCAUGGCAGCAAGGAGCUCAGAUCCGUCAGGCGAAGACACCUGUUGA
Molecule: messenger RNA, 588 nt
Organism: Symbiodinium necroappetens
Lineage: Eukaryota; Dinophyceae; Suessiales; Symbiodiniaceae
Source: the annotation of a GenBank genome assembly